This is a messenger RNA of Oncorhynchus masou masou (cherry salmon), 852 nucleotides long. Its product is annotated as hatching enzyme 1.2-like. Gene Ontology annotation, molecular function: zinc ion binding; metalloendopeptidase activity. Gene Ontology annotation, biological process: proteolysis. The transcript has a single exon. The record is from RefSeq and is a predicted model, not a curated record. NCBI's taxonomy places the organism in Eukaryota, Metazoa, Chordata, Actinopteri, Salmoniformes, Salmonidae. Bases 1 to 810 code for a protein of 269 amino acids.
AUGGCCUACCUUCUUUCUCUCUCCUUCUUCCUCCUCUUCCUAGGACUCACACAGGCCCACCCUCUCCAGCUUGAUGAGAAGGAUGAGAUGGUCUUCACAGAAGACCCAGAUGAUCUGGUGGACAUCACCACCAGGAUCCUGGAGACCAACAAUGGCACCACAGAGAUGCUGAUGGAAGGAGACGUCAUGGUCCCCAGAACCAGGACUGCCAUCAGGUGCUUGUGGUCCAACAAAUGUCUCUGGGAGAAGAAGAAGUCAGAGAACCUCGUCAAGGUUCCUUACACGCUCAGCUCAGAUUUUGACUCUUACUCCCAGGGGAAGAUCAAGUACGCCAUGAACACCUUCCACACCAAGACCUGCGUGCGCUUCGUCCAACGUAGCAACCAGAGGGACUACCUCAGCAUCGAAAGCAGAUCCGGCUGUUCUUCAUGGGUUGGAAAAACCGGAGGUAAGCAGCUCGUAUCCCUCGAAAAAGGAGGGUGUGUUUACCACGGUACCAUCCAGCACGAGCUGCUCCACGCUCUGGGUUUCUACCACGAACAGAACAGGAGUGACCGCGACAAGUACAUCAGGAUCAACUGGGAGUAUGUUGAACGCGGGGAGGAGCCCAACUUCGACAAAGAGGACACCAACAACCUGGACAUUCCCUAUGACUACUCCUCCGUCAUGCAUUAUAAUAGAUGGUCGUUCAGCACUGUGUAUAGGCAGGAGACGAUCACUCCUAUUCCUGACGCCACUGUGCCCAUCGGACAGAGCUUGGGGAUGUCUGCGAUCGACGUUCAGAGGGUUAACAAGCUCUACAGGUGUUAAAGGGAGGGAAAAGUUGGAGCUGAAUCUGAUGUCUGAAUCUGA